GAGCUCAUCAACAUGGGCGCAAGGCAACUAAUAAUCCCAGGAAAUGCUCCAAUCGGAUGCUUUCCUUAUAUCCUAACUGCAUUCCCAAGCAAUGAUCCGAAAUCUUACGAUGAAUUCGGCUGUCUUAAAAGCAUAAACGAUCUGAUGACAUUUAAAAACAACGAUCUCCAACAAGCUAUCGCAAACCUUAGAACAGAGUUUCCUGACGUCAGCUUAUUUUACGGCGCAUUUGACGAUGGCGUGCGACAGUAUCUUACCCAGUUUAUGGCAGGCAAGUUAAAUACAACUCAUUUUUUCUCCAUAUAG
Striga hermonthica is the source of this 306-nucleotide messenger RNA. The record is from the annotation of a GenBank genome assembly. Lineage: Eukaryota; Viridiplantae; Streptophyta; Magnoliopsida; Lamiales; Orobanchaceae.